UCAGCUGCUUCAUUGUUUAUUUGUCAGAGAAGAACGGGGAUUUUCCUCUUGAGACUUUUUGGAGUUUUUCUAUCGAAUCGCAAAUAAUUAUUACCAUAAUAAGCAAGAAUGGGUAAUCAGUUGGUGGGCAUUGCGCCCUCCCAAAUUUAUCCGGUUGAACACUACUUCGCCGGCACAAUCGAUCAUGACCUACAAUUUGACUUGAGUAUGGGGAGCACCCGAUUUUUUAAAGUGGCCCGCGCCAAGUGUGAUGAAGGACUUGUCGUCGUGAAAGUCUUCGUGAAACAUGACCCAACUCUACCUCUGGAAGCGCAUGCAGAACGCCUGGAAUACAUCAAGAAAACUCUAGCCAACGCCGUGAACUGUCUGCCGUUCCAGAAAGUCAUUAUUAAUGAUCGUGCUGUCUACAUUAUGAGAGAAUAUGUUAAACACAGUCUCUAUGAUCGAGUUUCAACUCGUCCAUUUUUGACUGUUUUGGAGAAAAAGUGGAUCACCUUCCAGAUUUUAUGUGCGCUAAAUCAAUGCCACAAGCAGAAAAUUUGUCAUGGCGACAUUAAACUUGAAAACAUCCUCAUCACAUCUUGGAAUUGGAUAUUACUAUCGGACUUCGCCUCGUUCAAACCAACAUAUUUGCCUGAAGACAACCCCGCGGAUUAUACCUACUUCUUCGAUACUAGUCGCAGGCGUACGUGUUAUAUUGCACCAGAAAGAUUUGUAAAGACGUUUACAUCAGACAACGUCACUCAACAAGGAGAUAUUCCAGUCUUAUCUGAUUCUAUUCUACCUAAUGAGUCGUUCAUGCGGGAUGGCCCUUACUAUUCAGGGAGUUUAUUACCAGAAAUGGAUAUAUUUUCAGCAGGCUGCGCUCUCCUCGAACUAUGGACAGAAGGAACAGCUCCAUUUGAAUUCUCUCAACUUUUAGCUUACCAUCGGGGAGACGAUGAACUAGUAGCAAAACAUUUACUUGGCAUUGAAAACGAACAUUUACGAGCUCUCCUCUCGUCUAUGCUCAGUCGUAACCCCAAAGAACGCAAAGCGGCUGAAAUAUAUUUGGAUCAGGAACGAGGACGUCUAUUUCCCGAAUAUUUUUAUUCAUUUCUGCAGUCCUACUUGCAAAUGUUCUCUUCUACAGAAAUCAUGACCCCAGAUGAUAAAAUCAAUCGUCUUCACUCAGACAUGUUGCAUUUCAUAAAAGUUCUUACAAAACAAUCCGAUGAAGGAGAAAUUAUUCCGACAGAAAAAAAAGAAAAGGAAACUUGCAAUGCACCAUGCGACCAAGAUGGACUUAUCUUGAUAAUAACCGUCGUAACAUCCUGCAUUCGGGGAUUACAUCAUUGCGAUACAAAAAUUUGUUCUUUAGAAAUUUUGCAGAAAUUCGCUGAGUAUACUUCUUCAGAGACUAUUUUAGAUAGGAUUUUGCCCUAUAUUUUGCAUUUAACAAAAGAUUCCUCAUCGCGAGUUCAAGCAACGGCCUUGGAUACUUUAACAGCUUGUCUUGGGAUGGUGAAAGAUAUUCCACGAAGCGACGCGAAUGUCUUUCCGGAAUAUAUUUUACCCGAAAUUGCUCCUUUGGCUACGGAUAGUUCCACAAUUGUUCGUGUGUCUUACGCUAAGAACAUUGCUCAGCUCGCCGAAACUGCUGUUUAUUUCCUCGAACAAACACAAUUAAAUUCGCCAAACGAUAUGCCUCGUUAUGAAGCAGAACUGCACGCUCUACAUGAAAUCAUACAACAAACGGUCCUAAGCUUAUUGACUGAUCCCCAGCCAAUAGUAAAACAGACCUUAAUGGAAUCCGGAAUCACAAAUCUUUGCGUGUUUUUCGGCAAGCAGAAAGCAAACGACGUCAUUCUGUCACACAUGAUAACUUUUCUCAAUGACAAAGAAGACAAAAAUCUCCGAGGAGCAUUUUUUGAUUGUAUUGUCGGUGUAGCAGCUUAUGUAGGUUGGCAAUCAUCGAUUAUUCUAUACCCUCUCUUGCAACAAGGACUCACAGACAGCGAAGAAUUCGUUAUUGCAAAAUCAAUCAGAGCAACAACGUCACUUAUAGAAUCAGGACUGAUUCAAAAGCCACUUUUGAUUGCGUUCAUCACAGAUUGUGCUUGUUAUUUAAAUCAUCCAAAUCUCUGGAUACGUCAUGAAAUUUGUGGCCUAAUUUCAACCGCGGCUCAAACUUUAUCGACCAUUGAUGUUCAAUGCAAAAUUAUGCCGGUUAUUUUGAAUCAUUUGAAGGCUCCAAUUAUACAAGUGGCUAAAAUUGAAAUUUUAAUGAACAGUUUGCAGCCACCAAUACCACGAAAUAUCUUCGAUAGCAUUGUCAGAUUUCCGAACGUGCCACAGUUCAUCAAAUAUUUGGAGAAGCAGAAAGAGGCAAGGGCUCUAGCAUCCCAUGAUCAGCUGCCACUUUGCGAAGAUAUGGAUACGGCCUUGAGAAAUCUAAUCCGCCGCCUAACGUCCGAUGGCAUGAACGAGCUGAUCGAAAAUCAAUUGCUAUCUAUGAAAAAUCAUCUCAUCAAGUUGAGUAAAUAUAAAAGUCAGGAACCACGAAAAAAUCAAACCUCCAGGAUUAUGAUAUCCAAACAAGAUGUGAUUUGUUACGAGUAUCCAUUAUCCGACAAGGCUGUUAAAAAUGAAACCAAUCAAAGGAAAGUCCGUAAACCCGAUCAAGAGGGUACUUCUAAUUUAGAGUGGCAACACAUCUACGGGAACAUGGAUCAUUCACCGGACACAUCGUCCCCGUCAAACGAUUCAGGGUCAUCGGGAACCGCGGGAAGCCCGGGAACAGGUACCUUAGUUCAACCAACACCCACUUCGUCGUCUUUAGUCGAAUAUAGUCUGCCAGAGAGGAGUUUUAUGCAAGAACGUACAUCAGAAUGUCGCAAAGAUCUAGAAAAAUUACGAGCAAAACUAAAGGCACGAUAUGCAGUUGUUUCAUCAAAUCGCGAAUACAAUCCUGCUAAAUACUACUCUGCAAUACCCAGUAAAUGGCGUAUGAAUGGGACGCUGGUAGCCCAUCUUCACGAACACAAAGCUUCAGUUGUUAAACUAACUUCACUGAAACCUUACGGCCCUCUUUUUGCAAGUGGAAGUGCAGAUGGCACUGUUCGUUUGUGGGAUUGUAAUAAAUUGAAUGGAAAUCAUAGCAUCAAUAAAUCAAAGCAAGUAUAUUCUGCCAAUACUCCUAUCAAUGCACUGGCAGCCUGUGAAGGAGGACAAAGUUUGGCUGUUGGGGGGAAGAAUGGUGAACUUCUCAUAAUGCGAAUUGAUCGGAAUUCAUCGAAAAUGACGUUACAACAAGCGUUACAUUUGGAUGGAACAAGUAUGCAUGAAAAUGGCUAUAACGAUGGUCCCGUUGUCGAUAUGCAACCCCUUGAUCAAAACGUCAUCGUAUACGCCACACUAUACAGUGGAAUUGUAGCCUGGGAUUUACGUAUGCAGAAUAGUGCAUGGCACUUGAAAACCAAGCUUUCCAAUGGAGUUAUUACAACCAUGUGUGCCGAUCCUACCGCUUCUUGGCUUGCAGUCGCUACCAGUCAUGGUAAACACAUUUGCUGGGAUCUUCGCUUCCGGCUACCCAUCACCGAAAUUAAACAUCCUCAUGAUUACUGGAUUAGAAAGAUCCUAUGUCAUCCAACGGAACCUUCAUAUUUAAUAUCCUCGUCACAUGGAAAUAAUGAGGUAACAAUAUGGAAUGUGGAGACAGGACAAAGGCAGCAAGUGUUAUGGGCAAGUUCACCGUCACCCUUGUCCAUUUCAAAUAGCAACAGCUCCUCGGCGACAUGUGCCCUCCUAACGGGUGUUGUAGAUGGAACGCCAUUCCUGUUAACGGGGAGUUCUGAUCAGCGUAUUCGUUACUGGGAUCUGGCACAACCUAAAAACUCUAGACUUGUUGUUCCGUCAAAUAAAGAAAGUUUAGCGGAUGUGUCAUUCACCUAUGAUUCACGAUUAAUUGACGGCAUACCAGUUGUAUGUGAGACAAUCACCAGUCUAGGUACAUCAGGAAGUAUGGGCUCAAGUCGAAGUGCGGAUGAACAACCGCGGUCAGGACCAGAGAUGCCGUCACCCUAUUUUAUUGACAGCAUUACUGACUUGAUUAUGUGCAAUACAGACAAGCAACAAACAUUUAUCCCCUCCGCUGGCCGCGACGGAGUUAUUAAAAUUUGGAAAUAAGCAGAUAUAAAAUACGAGGAUGAAACAAUAUUCGCUACUGCUGCAAUUAUUAAACUAUCAAAAUAAUAUUUAUUUAUAUAACUUUAUCUCAAUGGUUCACUAGAAAGCGAGAGAGAUUUAUAUGGACUGUGAUUAGCCGAUGAAUCAAUUAUUAAAAAAAAGAACUGAAGGGUUGAUAGUGUUUUAUAAUGUUUUAUCGUCCAUUAGAAUUCAUUGAAGAAGCCUACCCAAAAGAAUAAUGAUAAUAUUCAAGUUAUAAAUAUUUUAUUAUUGUACAUAUAUAUAAUUCUUCAUUCCAGAAAUAAAUACAAAGUAUCAAAUAUCAA
Molecule: messenger RNA, 4493 nt
Organism: Hermetia illucens (black soldier fly)
Lineage: Eukaryota; Metazoa; Arthropoda; Insecta; Diptera; Stratiomyidae
Gene: Vps15
Product: phosphoinositide 3-kinase regulatory subunit 4
Exons: 15
Coding region: 109-4167 (1352 amino acids)
Biological process (GO): late endosome to vacuole transport; protein phosphorylation; protein targeting to vacuole
Cellular component (GO): phosphatidylinositol 3-kinase complex, class III, type I; phosphatidylinositol 3-kinase complex, class III, type II; late endosome
Molecular function (GO): protein serine/threonine kinase activity; ATP binding; protein binding
Source: RefSeq, a predicted model, not a curated record